AUGGGUUCUCUCUCCUUCCUUCCUUCCUUCCUCCCUGCCUUCGGGUGUUGCUUCCCCUGUAAAUCCGAAACGACCGUCGCACACAGGAGGAAGGAAGGCAAGCAUCUCAAGUCAGUCACCGAGGAAGGCGUGACUGAUGAGCGUCGGCGAACGGGGCAGGCACGUUGUGCCAUCAUUGGCAGGGGCGGCUUCUUGAUUUACAAUGAUACGGCCAAGCACGGCUCUGCUCUUCUAUUUCAGAUGGGCGAGCAUGACCUCAGCUUGUGGGAUUUUAGCUGGCUCGAUCCCGUCCGCAUCACCAGCUACGAGGUUGAUUUACCGUUCAUCAGCUGACUCAGA
Messenger RNA from Trichoderma citrinoviride, 339 nucleotides. RefSeq lists its product as hypothetical. The record is from RefSeq and is a predicted model, not a curated record. The transcript has 3 exons. Bases 1 to 333 code for a protein of 110 amino acids. Lineage: Eukaryota; Fungi; Ascomycota; Sordariomycetes; Hypocreales; Hypocreaceae.